Molecule: messenger RNA, 3864 nt
Organism: Meira miltonrushii
Lineage: Eukaryota; Fungi; Basidiomycota; Exobasidiomycetes; Exobasidiales; Brachybasidiaceae
Exons: 2
Coding region: 1-3864 (1287 amino acids)
Biological process (GO): histone catabolic process
Cellular component (GO): Lid2 complex
Molecular function (GO): ubiquitin-protein transferase activity; zinc ion binding; chromatin binding
Source: RefSeq, a predicted model, not a curated record
AUGGCAGCAAUUGCCACUUCUUCAGCUUCAUCCACUUUGUCCAAAUCAGGCAGUGCGGCAAGUAUUCGGCCUGCCUUACCAAUGACGCGCGUUACAAUUCGCGACGGCACUUCAAUCGCAAUCAACGACCAUAUCUAUAUUUCAUCACCAUGGGCACCUGGUGCAGGCGAACCGUACUUUAUCGCCCGUGUGAUGGAAUUUGUUACUGCAUCUGCUUCCAGAAAAGGAGCAGCUGUUGUAGCAAGUUCAUCAGGAACAUUACAAGUACGUGCUAAUAUCUAUUUACGACAACGAGAUAUUACACAUCGAGCAAUUUACGAUCCAAGGCUACUGGUUGCAACAAUGCAUUCUGAUGUUUUUGCAUUGGAAAAUAUUCGUGGAAAAUGUCAAGUACGACAUCGUGAUUUGAUCGGCGAUGCACCUGCCGUUUCGGCAUGGAAGAAGACUGAUGAUCACUUUUAUUUUCAUCAAUUGUUCGAUCGUUUUUUACAUAAAUCGUUCGAUGUUAUACCCACGGAUCGCGUUCACAAUGCACCAAAAGAUGUUCUUACAACUUUGAGGAAUCGUUAUUCUUUCAUUGUUGCAGAACCCGGGUUAUCGAUUGACAUUUGCGGUCCUGUACGUUCUUGUAGCGUUUGCGAUGAAUGGGCAGCAGGGUCGGAAUCUGUUCGAUGUGAUACAUGCAAAGAAUAUUUUCAUAUGACUUGCCUUACACCACCUUUGGUUGCUAAACCGGCAAAAGGGUACAGUUGGACAUGUGCACCUUGUUCGAAGAAGAGAGAGCAAUCACAAGGGUUACCGAUGACAAGAGCAGCAGCAAUGGAUGCUUCUAUUGCUUUGACAGCAGGUGGCGGAUCAAGUAAUAUGAACAGUCCUAGUGAGGAUGAUGCCAGCAGUGUAUCCCGUUUACCGGGCAAUCAAGGCUCUCUACGAAUGGGACCGGGAACACGAGGUAGAGGGCGUGGUAGAGGUAGAGGCAGAGGAAGGGGAAGAGGCGGAUACUCGACCACGUCCAGGUUCGCAAAUGGAAGUGAAGAAUCUUCUGUUUCAGAUCAAUCGAGAGAAGUUUCACCUGCAUCGUCAACCGUUUCUGAUCGAAAGACAUUGGAUGAUGAAAGAGGUACAAGGUGCUUCAACAGAUGGCCAUUUCGAUACUUUGGAGAGCAUACUACUGCAAAGGAUGUUUUGGACCCAUAUGACUCUAUUUAUCCUCUUGCAGCACCGAGAUUAGGUGUCAAGUUUCAAGUACCCGUAAUCACAUGGCAGGAACAGCAAGAUCUUGGGCUGGGAGUGUAUGUCCGACCCGAGAACAAUGAAGCGGCAAUACUAACAGAAGAGAUCAAACAGCAACAAACAAAAAGACCUCCUGGCAGACCGCCAAAGAUUAAGAAAAGUACAGAUACAGGUGGAACAAAUACACCGGUUUUGUCUACUUUGCCUUUACCUUCGAUAGAUGGAACUUCAUCCGCUGGCGGUGGUACGCCUGCACCUGGACUUCCAUCGAUAGAGACACCCAAACCACCAACAGAGAAAGAUUUCGAACGUGGCUUGGAUGAAAGUGUGGAUGUAUUAUGGAAACCAAAAGUUGUGGUGGAUAAGGUAAUGGAUGCAUAUAUGCGUUUAUGCGAUAAACAUUUCCAAGCACAUGCUCAUGAAGUCGGGUUGCUAAAUCGUGCCGCUCAAUUGAUGGUUAUCCACAAGGGCAACGGACCAGAGGCACUUGCUAAUUUGUCAAGAAGUACGGAUGAUCAGUUGGAUAUCAUCCAUUGGUCGCCCAAAGAGAGUAAACAAUUCGAGAAAGCAAUCGCUGAAUUUGGAGCAGAUGUAAAAUCACUCAAACGUGCGAUUCCCACCAAAACUCCCGGACAAAUUGUACGAAAGUUGUAUUCGUGGAAAGGACAAAAAUUGGGGGAACAAUGGCAAGAAGAACGACAAAAAUCAGCGGAAGGCAAUAUGGACGAAGAUGCAGUGUCGAAGGAAGACUCUGGCGUUACCAGGGCUGUUUCUCCGUCUUUGUCGAUAUGGAAUGAUGAUAAUGAAGCUAGCACAUCAAAAACAAUUGUGAUUCCUGCUCCUUCAUCUCUUGGAACUCAAGCUUCAAGUAUCAGUACAACCAAUGUAUCUACAAGUUUACAAUCAGGUAGUACUACGCCCACUUCUGUGAACAAGAUAUGCAAGAUGUGCACAACCACACAAUCCCCGAGUUGGUACAAAGGACCCUACUCAUGGCACAACAGAAGACUUUGUGUUAAUUGCGGUAUUUAUUGGCGAAAGUAUGCUGCAGAAUCUCCAUCAGAAAUCCUGACACGAAAGAGAGAAGCCCAAGAAGAAUCAGCAGCUGUGCCUUCUCAUGUUACCAAAGUUGCCAAAUUGGCCAGAUCGGAAUCCGUUAAAGGAUCUUCCAAUACUUCUACACCACCUCCAGUACCUACAGUGACCAAAUUCGAGCCAGGCAAAUGCGUUCUUUGCAAAAAGAUGGAACCAAAGCGCAAUUUGAUUCAAUGUCGACAAUGCUCGCUAAGUGUUCAUCAAGGAUGCUUUGGCUUGACGGAUGAAGAAGUUGCAAGCGAGAUAUGGUAUUGCGAUGCAUGUAUGAACGAAAAGACUUUGGAUGCAGCUUUGAUACCACGUUGUAUCUUGUGUCCUAAACCACCUCUUCCGGCAGAAAUUCCGGUGGUGGCACCAACGGUACGACCUGUAGGCAGACCACGCAAGAAUGCUGCUAAUACGCAAGCUGCCAGUGCUGUUCCAAUCGCACCAUUGGAUGCUUUGGAUGCGUAUAAACCGACGGAGUGCAACAAUUGGACACAUUUACUUUGCGCUCUUUAUAUCAACGAAUUGGCAUUUACCGAACCUGAACAAAUGAAGAUCGUUGAAGGAGCAGGGAAUUUGCCUUUUUGGAGGUACGAAGCGGUUUGUGAUCUAUGUGAAAAGAAGGAAGGCGCUUGUGUUUCAUGUUCGGAACCAUCUUGCAAAAGAACUUUUCACGUUUCUUGUGCACAUAAACAAAAUGGUUUUACGAUGGGAUUGGAUCUUACGCCUGUCAAAAGUACAAGAAGGGAUACGGUCGCCACGGCAACGUUUAAAGGUGAAACUGGUCAUAUGGCUGCAGCAGUAUAUUGCGACAUUCAUGCUGAUGUUGCCAAGUUCCGAAAUUUGAUCGAUUUGAGCGAAAUUGACCCAAAUGCAGAUAUUUCAACAAACAGUAGAGAAAGCAAGACGGCAACUCAGAUAUUCGCUCUUACACAUAAAAACGUCAAGGCACCUUCUUCUGGACUAUCGGUUGGUGGAGCAACUGCAUCUUAUGAUCCAACAAGUUAUCCACUCUUACGAAGAGCAAAGAGAUUUGAUGUCUUAUUGGGAAACGGCACGAUCUGGCACUUUUCAUCAAAUGAGAACAAGCCAAAUAGGAAAAGUCUUACUACCACUUCAGGGUUCAACCGGGCUCCGAUCUCAAAAGAAGGCUCUCUGCUUUCGCUCAUUGGCAGCAAUGCAAUGAAGACGAACGGGGUAAACUUUCAGGACACUAAGCAACCUUUGCGACAUCUAAACGGGAACGCUGCAAAAUCUUCCUCUACAGCAAGUCUGCCACGAGAAUGUCUUCGAUGUGCAACAGAAUUUUCUCCGUAUUGGUGGCCGAUGCCUGAAGAAGCAGAAGUUGAAGUUCAAUCGCCAGACGAAUAUGGUGAUUGGUUUCAUCGUUUCCAAGGUUUACGUAAAGAAGAACAAGCUUGGAAAGAGAGCGGAAGGUUAUAUUCUGAUUUUGAAGAGAGAUUAUCGCCUAGAGAGGUAUCUUCACUACAAAGACCAGUCUUGUGCGUUCAAUGUAGACAUCGUGUUGGACCUGACCUUAGCAAGGUGUAA